Molecule: messenger RNA, 746 nt
Organism: Saccostrea cuccullata (small rock oyster)
Lineage: Eukaryota; Metazoa; Mollusca; Bivalvia; Ostreida; Ostreidae
Product: histone H3.3A
Exons: 2
Coding region: 164-574 (136 amino acids)
Cellular component (GO): nucleus; nucleosome
Molecular function (GO): structural constituent of chromatin; protein heterodimerization activity; DNA binding
Source: RefSeq, a predicted model, not a curated record
UGACCUGAGUACUGAUCAGUCCUCAACAAACAAUUAAUUAAUUUACCCUUAGGAUGUCUGUUUAAUCACUUGUCACUUUUGUACACAUGAUAAAGACCUUUCACUUUACAGCUGCCUAUAUAUAACAGAAAAAACUUGAAGUGAAAUUACAUUGACAACCAAAAUGGCCAGAACAAAGCAGACAGCAAGAAAGUCGACAGGAGGAAAAGCUCCCAGGAAACAACUGGCCACCAAAGCAGCCAGGAAAAGUGCCCCAUCAACAGGUGGAGUAAAGAAGCCCCAUAGAUACCGACCCGGGACAGUAGCUCUCCGUGAAAUCAGGAGAUAUCAGAAGAGCACAGAACUACUCAUCAGGAAGCUCCCAUUCCAGCGUCUUGUUCGUGAAAUUGCACAGGACUUUAAGACGGACCUGAGAUUUCAGAGUGCUGCUAUCGGGGCCCUGCAGGAGGCCAGUGAGGCUUACCUGGUGGGACUGUUUGAGGACACCAACUUGUGUGCUAUUCAUGCCAAAAGAGUCACAAUCAUGCCAAAGGAUAUCCAACUGGCAAGGCGAAUUAGGGGCGAGAGAGCUUAGUUUGACUGAUAUUAUGGAUCAAUUUUCUCUUGCUUUCUUACUUUUUACAUACAGAAUUUUAUUGAAUGUUUCAUCUCUACUGUAUAAAACAUAAAUAAUAAUACUGAAGUGUUGUUGGUUUUUUUUUGUAUUUGAUCUCAGUAAAACUUGUAUUGGAGUUAUAAAGCUUUAU